This is a messenger RNA of Pteropus alecto (black flying fox), 1818 nucleotides long. It is a transcript of the gene CENPQ, whose product is annotated as centromere protein Q. The transcript has 10 exons. NCBI's taxonomy places the organism in Eukaryota, Metazoa, Chordata, Mammalia, Chiroptera, Pteropodidae. The record is from RefSeq and is a predicted model, not a curated record. The coding region runs from base 231 to 1031 and encodes 266 amino acids.
UUCUACCAGCCACUUCCGGAUCCCCUCUGCUUCGAUUGUUUGGGCGCGAAUUGCUCUGAGCGCGGCUCCCGGAAUUCAAGAGGAGUGGUUGACAGUCGUGGGGUGAAAUGCAGCCUUAGAGAUUAGUGUCUGGCUUUGAGGUUGCUGCGAUCGGCAGCGUCUUUCCGGAGGCGUCACUUGUCAAGAGAUUUUUUUUGAAGCACUGUUAAAAUUGUUCUGUUUAGAUCAAGAUGUCUAGCAAAGCAAACGCUACCAAGAAAAUGCCUCAACAGUUAAAAAGAAAUCGAAAAAGAAAAAUCGGUCAUGAGGAAGUGGAGUUAUCAGAAAAAGAGGUUAGAAACACAGCAAAAAAAAAUAAUCAACUAAAGUGUCUGUCUUCUGAAGGACAAACAAAGGAUACUAGUCUAAAACAGGUUAAGAUAGCAUCCAGCAAGAGAAAAACCUGGCAGCCUCUUUCAAAGAGUAGCAGAGAGUAUUUGCAAACUAUGAUGGAAACAGUAAUAAUAGCAAUUUUGAGUAACAGUGGUAGAGAAAAUGAACAAAUUCAAUAUCAACUCAACUGCCUGAAGAAAAGAUUGCUACAACUGUGUGAAACCCUAAAAGUCCCUCCCAAAAAGCUGAAAGAUUUAACUAGUGUGUCAAGUCUACUGAAAAUGGAAAGGGCAAAGCACAGAACUAAUGAAGAAGGUCUGACAUUAUUGCAGGAAGAAAUAGAUAAAAUAGUAGAGACCACAGAGUCAAUGACUGGGAGUAUUCAGGCCCUAAAAAACAAAAUUCAAAUUCUGACAAGUGAGGUGGAAGAAGAGGAGGAGAAGAUAAAACAGAUGUUUCAAAUAGAUAGUGGAGUACUCUCUCUUCCAGAACUUUCUCAGAAGAGUCUCAAAGCACCCACACUUCAGAAAGAAAUUUUGGCUCAAAUUCCAAACCAGAACCCUCUCCUGAAGGACUUGGAUGUUCUCCAUAAUUCAUCCCAGAUGAAGAACAUGUUAACUUUCAUCGAGGAAGCCUAUGAGAGACUGGAUGCCUCUUAAAGAGUGAUUUUUAGAGUAUCCCAUAGUAAUUUAUGAAUUUAUAAGUUUGUAAAACUGUUUACCUAUGAUGAUAUUGCAAAGGCUGAGGCUUCUUUAGGAUUAAUUAUUUUCCAAUAUGCAGUUUAAAAUUAGCCUCUAAAUCUACCAUUAGCAUAUAAUGUAGUCCUGAAAACACUGUGUUUAGCAGUUGCCAAGCCUAGGAACUCACAUUUAUGUUGUUACUUUUCCAUUUAUUUGCCCGAAGCCAUAAAUAAGAACAGCCACAGUCUCAUGAUUUAUAAUGGCUGAAUAGAGCUCAUUUAUUGGUUAGUGCAGAGGAAAUUUGACACAAUAACUUAAUAUAUAUAAAGUGUUUAUAGGGCCUAGUUCAUAAAACUAGUUCAUAAAUGUUUUCUAUUGUUAUAAUUCCUUAGCUGAUGACUUGCAUUUUCUGUCUGGUCAUUUGGAACUUGAGAAAUCCCCAAACACCUUUAUUUUUUUUUUUUACGUAAUUCCCUAGACUUUGUGAUAUAAUUAAGGUUUGCCAGGUAUCUUUACCUUUGGAGGCAGCAUGAACAUUUUAUUUCUUUGGUUGAGUUAGUGAAUCGAUGUUGAAUACUUGUUUUCCCCUGCCAUCAAAGCAUACUUUUAUUUCAUAAAAUUAUUUAAAAGGGACAUAAGCACAUUUAUUCCCUUAAAAGAAAAUUCAAACAGAAUCCUUUCUAGAACUUCUCUCAUUGUGAUGAUGAUAUGUAUAUACAUGUGAAUUAACUGUCAUUAAAAUAUAUCAAAAAUCAUUUCUAACCAA